Epinephelus fuscoguttatus (brown-marbled grouper) is the source of this 4666-nucleotide messenger RNA. RefSeq names its product basic immunoglobulin-like variable motif-containing protein. The record is from RefSeq and is a predicted model, not a curated record. The transcript has 11 exons. The coding region runs from base 597 to 2126 and encodes 509 amino acids. Gene Ontology annotation, biological process: nucleotide-excision repair. NCBI's taxonomy places the organism in Eukaryota, Metazoa, Chordata, Actinopteri, Perciformes, Serranidae. Gene Ontology annotation, cellular component: nucleus. Gene Ontology annotation, molecular function: single-stranded DNA binding; DNA endonuclease activity.
UGUCUGACGGCCAGGGUAAAGUGGUGAAAGUAUUCUAAAUGUAUUUUAAGACCACUAAAACAUAGCCUGUAAUAUAUAAUUUCACAGACCUCUGGAGCACUGAAUUUAUUUAAAAAUAUAAACACUUAGGGACAUUUAUACACGCAUUUAAACACAAAAACACAUAUUUUAGCAGGUCAGACAACCUAAAUAAACACAACAUCAAAUGGAACAACAAAGCAUAAGAAGAAAUUAAUACAUGAAUAAUUUAAACUUUUGUAAAGUUUGGAAAUUUUCAUGUAUUGUUUGACACAGUGGCAACAGCAGAUAAUGUGUGUGUAUCUGCAAUGGUCUGUCAAAGGUCAGCAGAGGGCGCUCUGAGCUCAGCUGUGUCAGGGUUCAGUUCAUGGUCAACAGCCGAUGCACGAAAGAUGGACGUUGACUUGAAGGCAGGAUAUGAAGAAUGUUAGUGACUAUUGUUACAGAAAUGUCCAGGUCGCCGUGGUGCAGAAAGAGGGAGGUACCUCAAGUGGAGAGACACAAAAAAGCCAGCCAUCACUUCAGCAUCACAGUCAGCCUCAGCUAGCUCUGUCAUCCAUCAUAUAAGUGGCUGUUCAAUGCCUAAUACAUCAGAAAGUCAAGGAGCAAACCUAUCUGGGCCAGCAGAACCGUCGGGGCUGCAAAGGCCCACCAAUGGGGAGGAGGAACACGGUCUGCUCAGCUCCCUCGCCCGGGACGCUGCCAGAGUAAGGAGGGCUUCGAGCGCCGAGCUCCACCUGCCGUGGACCUGCCCUGUCACACACUCCCGUGAGAAGUUCUACACGGUCUGCUCUGAUUAUGCUCUUCUCAACCAGGCUCCCUCUGUGUACCGUCCCCCAAAUGCAGCCAGGGACGUUGUCACGAGCAAGCAGGAUGACGGGCUGUCUCUUGUGAAGCCAAAACCUGCGUCUGAUUUCGGUGCUGGCCAUUCGGGAGGGGCCCAUGUGGGAUCAGAUGGGGAUUGUGACAUGGUUGAAGUGUCCUCCAGCCACGCAAAACCUAUUUUAGCCUGGGAGAUUGAUACCACAGACUUCAAUGCGGUGCUCACCAGGAAAACAAGAACAAGCAAUGUGAAGAAAUGCAGCACCAAGAAGAUGAAGUCAUCAGACAGACCCAGCCGAAAUCUGCAAGACGUCUCUCCUCAUGCCUCGCUGGAGGAGAUCAAACAGAGGAAAGUGCUGGACCUCAGAAGAUGGUAUUGCAUCAGUCGGCCACAGUACAAGACUUCAUGUGGAAUCUCUUCUCUGGUUUCCUGCUGGAACUUCUUGUACAGCACUCUGGGCGCCGGGAGUCUGCCGCCCAUCUCUCAGGAGGAGGCUCUGCAUAUUCUGGGUUUUCAGCCGCCUUUUGAAGAAAUCAAGUUCGGUCCUUUCACUGGCAACGCCACCUUAAUGCGGUGGUUCAGACAAAUCAAUGACAAUUUCCGAGUGCGAGGUUGCUCCUACAUUCUGUACAAGCCGCACGGGAAACACAAGACAGCAGGAGAGACAGCUGAAGGAGCGUUGAUGAAGCUGACACAAGGACUGAAGGAUGAGUCUAUGGCCUACAUUUACCACUGCCAGAACCACUACUUCUGCCCAGUGGGCUUUGAAGCUACGCCACUCAAAGCAGCAAAGGCUUAUAGGGGCCCUUUACCCACCAAUGAAAUGGAGUACUGGAUCCUCAUUGGCGAGCCCAGCAGGAAACACCCAGCUAUCCACUGUAAAAAGUGGCUCGACAUUGUGACGGACCUCAACACACAAAAUCCAGAAUACCUGGACAUCCGUCACACAGAGAGGGGGAUUCAGCGCCGCAAAACCAAAAAGGUGGGUGGCAACCUGCACUGCAUCAUGGCCUUCCAGAGGGUGAACUGGCAGAAGCUCGGCCCCUGGGCUCUUAACUUGGAGAAUCUGCGCCACGACUUCCACCAACACGGCACAGAGCGGCCCCAGGGGAGCGCCGCGGAGGAGGCGGAGGAGAGGACGUCAUCCAAGCGCCUGGCCAACCUGGGACGCUCACACAGUAUGGGAAGUCAGAAGGACACCAGCUGGAAACGUCUGUCCAACACCACAGAGUACAGACAGAGGAGCUCCCCUGACAGCGACCUUGAAGAAGACAUCACAGACUGAAAAGGUUCACGGGACAUACGGGGGGAGGGGGUUAAGUAACAGAUAUUACAGUACAGUAGCUCUGAGAUACAUUUGAGAGGAUAGCUCUGCUGUUAUUCUGUAUUUUACUGCCAACAAAUCUCAUGCUAAAACUAAAACCAACAACGAGUUAGUCUGUUUCUCAGUGCUCUCUGAGAUCCUUGGCCUGUCUCUGGCUCUCAGCCCAGAGCCCAUUUACUGUUGCUGGGGACGUGAAUUGCAAAGCUUUAAAUAGCUGAUAUACAGUAGUUUCAUUGUUAAACUUAAACUGUUUUUUUUUUCUAUUUGGGGGAAACAAUCACAUUAACACAACACUGACAAGUCAUCGCCUUUAAAGGGAUACUUUAGAUUUUUUAAAGUGUGGUUUUAUGAAGUAAUAUAUGCUAUAUUUAGAAUAUUUUCACUGCUUUACCUGGCUACCGCUGCCUCAAUCAAGUAGUGUGUUUGUUAUUAUGUGACUUUGGUAAAUCCCAACUAACCCUUUAAAACACUAAAGUCACACAGUAACACGAUGUGGCAGCCUGACAGCUGAAGCCCAUCAUAAAACCCCUUAAAGCAAAGGGGAGUUUUUGAUUUGGGUGACUUGGGUACUGUCUGUAGGUUCAUCACUAUGAGAGACCCUUUUCACAUUUUCAUUGUCACUUAAUACAUUUUGAUUAUAAAAACGUUAAUUAUAGCAGCUCUAAAUAAGCAGAAUAGAUUUAAACAGAAGAGAAUAGCGCAUUUGUCGGAGACUAUUUCUAGCGGGGGAUUAAUUCACAUUAGCUGCAUCAGCGAGGAGUCAUGGCAGCAGGACGGCGUAUAUGCGAUUGGUUCAACAGUGAACCCCUUUACACCUUGGGUUAAAAUGUGUCCUUUUUCCAGACUGUAUCUCGAUAUAUAGAUAUGAUUGAACCUGAUUAUAUUUACAGCUGCAUUAAUAAGUGUCCCCAGUGUCCUCAUUUAUAUCUGAUCACUCUGUCCAGCUCAAAGAACCAAACAGGCCCCGCCCUUGCCUGUCAACAACUGCUAUGAUAAGAAUACAAAAAGAAGUACGUAGGAUGCACAGUAUUUAUUAUAUGAUGCAUUUUUAAAGACACUAUUGGCAUAAAAAAAAUGAAACAAACAUUUAAAGAGUUACCUGACUGUAAAGACAGCAAUCGACAGGACGAAUAUGCUUCAUCGAGGGAGAUGAGGGAACAUCAGAUGAGACGGAGACCACCGUGUGCCCUGUAGCUUCAGCGUCACGUGACGGAGAGCCACUGCUGCCUUGCUGUUUUGAAAAAACUUGCGCGUGAUUACGUAUUUUUGGCCACAUAGUUGGAUGCAGAUCGAAAAAGCAGUUGCAUUUACACUUGAGUUCAUUGUGGGCACCAUGAUUUCCUGACACUGGUCAGUGAUGUGUUUUUAGUAGAUUUUGAAACAGUGGUGCUUUGUGGGACAGAGGAACAUCAUGCUUUGAAGACACAGACACUUGGUAACAGGAUCAGUUCAGUGAUGGUUUUGGUCUCUUUGUGGGAUUUGUUGACAGUAUAAAAAUAUAGUUUAUCACCAGACUUGUACUUGACAGUUUUUUAAGACUAUCAGAUGUGGAUUCAACUCAGCUGUCAUUUUUGGGGCCAUAUUGUAGUCGUGAGUGCUUUCAAUCAAAUAAUCUUUCAGAGUCAGGGUCGGUGAGGUUCUGCCUACUGGUCCUCUUUGUCUUCAUGAUUUUUGACAUGUUUCCUGACUUUUCUGUCUCUGCCAGCGUCUACCAACGAUACACCAACUGCUUUAAAUCAAAAACAACGGCAGCUACUCCACAAGUCAGCCACAUCAAACUACCAUUGAGCAGUGUGUUAGUUAAUAGACUAUUAUUGUUUGUUUUCCACACAACGUAUUAAGAGAAAACUUCACCUGCAAAGUGAUCAUUUGUAUAAUAAUUACUCUUAAAAACUUAAUUUGAAUGAAGAAUCCACGUGAAAUGGAGGCUUGAAAAAAACAGUUUACUAUUGAAAUUCAAGGCAACAUGGGGUGAGUACUGAAUAUACAAACAGAUAUUUUGCAGGUGAAGUAUUCCUUUAUUGUACAAAAUAUAGAGGCGUGCAGAUAGUCGCCGUCUGAGCUGCUAAUGCAUCUGUAUGUUCUGUAAUAAAGGUGGAAAGUCUCAAAAAUCAUGAUGACGUAUAACAAACAUAUAAAAAAAAUACAGCACAUCAAACUACAGCCUCAAAAAUUGACUUCUAGUUGUAUUGAGCGGUAUAAACUUAAUGGCCACUGCACUGUAAGGUGUUUCUGUUAUUUUGUCCACCCCUGUGUCGUACUAAUAGAUGGAGAUUAGAUGUUCUCACAGGUGUUCACACCACAGGAUUAUUUUAUAUUUCACCCGACUGCUAAUCACAUGCACAUUCCUCUGAAUCUGAUUUUGUUGCUAUCACUUCAUGUUAAACUCACUGCAGUGGUUCUGUAAGAGUGCACAUUAUAUUCCACUAGUGCUGUUAGAGAACACGACGUCCACACAUCCGCUGUAAAUUCUGUUCAAACAUGACACACUUCCCCAAGUC